Messenger RNA from Trichoderma breve, 591 nucleotides. RefSeq lists its product as uncharacterized. Bases 1 to 591 code for a protein of 196 amino acids. Lineage: Eukaryota; Fungi; Ascomycota; Sordariomycetes; Hypocreales; Hypocreaceae. The record is from RefSeq and is a predicted model, not a curated record. The transcript has a single exon.
AUGGAAACUACAAAACGCACCGCCGCCGUCUCUAUCCGCAACAACACCUCCAAGCCCAUCGUCGGCAUCUCCCUCGUCCACAAAUACAGCGACGUCUACAAGCACCGCAAAGAAUGGGCCGCCAUCCCCGCCGGCGACUCUUCUACUGAAUCCCUCAAAGUUGAAUACAACACCGGCUUCUUCACCACAGGCCGCGACUGGUGGUUCAUCUCCUGGUAUAGUCAAGACAUGAAGACGCUCUACUACAGCAACCCGCAAAACUUUCGCGGCGCAUUUGAUGCCAUUGAGAAGGGCGUUUCACCCGAGCUCAUUUAUCAGGCUGGGAUGCUCUUGGCCCCGAUUGCAGUGAUCUCGGGUGGUCCUGUUUUAGCCGUGCCUGCUACCUUGGCGACGGUAGCUGUUGCGAAGGCGACGAGUAAUAGGUUGUAUGAGACGGAAGAAACAGCAGGAUUUAAGCAGCACAUCUUGAGAGAGGAGGAUGAAGGUAAAGUUACGGAGAUAAUCAUCAACGAAGAUGAAACCAUUACGUUUAAAUCACAGUCGGGCGAUUCUGAGACUGUAUACACUUCAAAGAAAGCACCAGGGCAAUAG